Candidozyma auris is the source of this 873-nucleotide messenger RNA. Its product is annotated as urea carboxylase-associated family protein. The coding region runs from base 1 to 873 and encodes 290 amino acids. The record is from RefSeq and is a predicted model, not a curated record. The transcript has a single exon. Lineage: Eukaryota; Fungi; Ascomycota; Pichiomycetes; Serinales; Metschnikowiaceae.
AUGUCCUCCUUAGCAGAAAGCUCCCAGCCUGCUCAACGUACUACUUACGGCUUGCCCAAGCCGAAACCAGCUUACUUUCCGCAACCAGGGUCUAAGAUCUAUGCUGAUAGGGCUCUCUACAAGAAGAUCGCUGAAGCUGGCAAGACAAAACAGUCCCAGACUCUCUGCCCUCCUCGCAACGGUAUAGCCGUGAAGGUGCCUGCAAAAUCGAUCUUUCGUGUUUUCACCCCCGACGGACCUCAGGUGUGUGACUUGAACAUCUGGAACUUCCACAACCCCAAGGAACGCUUCUGGGCUGCUAGAACCAGACAGUUGCACCUGGCCCACGUUUCCACGUACGACCGCUUGUGGUCGAACUUGCCUUACUUGCGCCCUUUGGCUACCAUCAUCGAAGACCCCUUGGGCGGCAGACACGACGAGUGGGGUGGCAGAAUCCACGACACUUUGGGCACAAGGUGCGAUCCGUACGUCGAUAAGCUCAUUUCCGGCGAAGAUAACGACGACCAUUGCCAUUCGAACUUGAUCAGGGCCAUAAAGCCUUAUGGUCUCGGGGAGUUUGAUGUGCACGACGUGUUGAACCUUUUCCAGGUGACUGGCUUGACUGAAAACGACCAGUACUUCAUGGAGGCUCUGCCAGCGGAGCCUGGAAGCUACAUCGACUUGUUUGCAGAGACAGACUUGCUUGUGGCAAUAUCGGCGUGUCCUGGCGGCGAUUUGAGCAAUUGGGACUGGGGGAGAAGGAGGAGACACCAAGAUGAAGGACAAUUGCAGAGCCUUGGGCUUGGAGGUGUGGACUUUGAACAACGAAGAGGAGGUGUUGAAGGGUUGAAAGCACCCGAGUUUGCUCCUUACAAGGGCAAUCACGGAUUGUAA